This is a messenger RNA of Phanerochaete carnosa HHB-10118-sp, 2699 nucleotides long. RefSeq lists its product as uncharacterized. The transcript is spliced from 10 exons. Gene Ontology annotation, cellular component: nucleus. Gene Ontology annotation, molecular function: DNA-binding transcription factor activity, RNA polymerase II-specific; DNA binding; zinc ion binding. The record is from RefSeq and is a predicted model, not a curated record. The coding region runs from base 196 to 1947 and encodes 583 amino acids. Lineage: Eukaryota; Fungi; Basidiomycota; Agaricomycetes; Polyporales; Phanerochaetaceae. Gene Ontology annotation, biological process: regulation of DNA-templated transcription; DNA-templated transcription.
CUUGUCUACGCUUGGCUCGUCGCCCUGGUCGCUUGCGACAUCGUCUCUACACGCCCUGCUCAUUCUUGGUAGCGUGUGCCGGGCUAGCACUGCUUUGCCAUUCCUUUCCCCUCUCCGCAGUUCCUUCAAUUCACAGCGUCGCCGUGGCCGCUUUCACUUUUUCCUUUUGACUAUUCUACUACUUCCAUAUUCGUAAUGGCCGAGAAGCGGACGACAGCACCCGGUCCCAGCACCACUCUGCAGAGAGGUAAAGCAUGUUUAAGAUGCAGGAAGCGCAAAAUGAAAUGCGACGGCGCAAAGCCCGCUUGUCAACAGUGCGUUAAAGCAAAGAAGGCAGAAGCCUGCGAGUAUGACGACGGCAAGGGCAAGACAAGGACACAGCUCAUGCGCGAACACAUCGCACGUCUGGAGUCCCGUAUCAAGGAUCUCGAGAGCUCAGACAAGACCUCUCCCCCUGUCACGCUCUUUGACCCCCAUGCCGUCUCACCAUAUCUCUCGGAGUCGUCUUCAUCUUCGAGUCACGAUUCACCAGGCCCAUUCAGCCUUUCCGCAUCCACUUCCCCGGUCCCUUUCCCACUUGAUGCGGACACCUCGUCAUGGGAAGACCAGUGGGAAAGUUUGAAUGGAUUCGCCUCGAGUCAGAUCGCAGAUGCACUCACUCCUGAUGAACCUCCCCUUGAGCUCGCACAGAUGCUUCUGGAAAUCUUCCUUCCACACCGCCAUCAAUGUGGCCUUGAUGUCCAUGUCGGACGUCUGCGGGAGUCGUUGAAUCGUCCUCCGUCCGAGCGGCGGCAUCCUGUGUUGAUGAACGCCAUCUAUCUCUGGGCUUGUUACAUGUCCCGCCCCGGCAACCUUAGCGACCACGAGUCGCUUUAUCUCUCGCGUGCUCUCGCUGCUCUUUCCGACGCCAUUGCGAACCCGUCGAAAGUCAUCGACCUCAUCCAAGCGCAGUGCAUCCUGUCUAUGUACUUCCUGUCCAACGGCCGCCUCCUCGAGGGCAGCUACCAUGCCAGCGCAGCUGCGUCACUCGUGAUCCAGUGGGGUCUCCACCAGAUCGGCACGGCGGAUGUCACGCCCAGCGGCGUGCUUGCGGAGUGGGACACGUCCUUCCGCCUCGACCCGCCCGCGGACGCCAUCGAGCAGGGUGAGCGCAUCCUGACGUUCUGGCAGGUGUACAACCUCGACCGCUGCUGGUCCGUCGUGCUCCAGCGCCCGUCGAUCAUCCCCGACAGCAAGCACCCGCGCACGGCGAUCAUGGCCCCGUGGCCGCAGCGCCUGGAGGAUUACGAGGCGGGCGAACUCGAUCUCGGCAACGGUUCGCCGGUCAUCACAUCGUUCUUCAUGCACCAGGCGCAGGCGACCCCUCUGGUCGGUGGAUUCAGUUCUGCAGCACUGCGUGCCAAGGCGUCGGCGCUGUUCGAGGGCUCUCAGAAGCUGUCGUCGAGUUGGAACCCGAGACUCCCGUCUUCGACCAACUUCAGCGAAAACUUCCGAGCCUUUGACAGCACCAUCUCGCGCUUCGUCUCGACGCUGCUGCCGGUGCACCAGCUGGCGACCAUGAUGCCAGAAGACAAGUACACGCUCUUCCUCGUGCACAGUCUCGCGCACGCGUCGAUGGUGCGCCUCCACCAGCCGUUCGUCGCGGACGACCAGCUGUCCCGAGAGAAGGCUCUGCGAGCGGCACGAUCCCUUGUCCUCGUCGUCAAGCACGUCACUGAGGCCGACUUCGACUACCUGGACCCGAUGAUCGGACACUGCUGGAUGACUGCCUCGCGCGUGCUCGCGUUCGAGCUAGCACAGAUGCAGGCGUCCUGGCCACCGCUGAACUCCACCGACCUCCGGAGCGAACUCGCGACUGUCGUCUACGCGCUUACGAAGCUCGGGGCGCGGUUCCCCCUCCUCGGGUACGAGGUGGCCAAGAUGCAGAAGAUGCUUGACACGGCCUGAGGCGCCGCAGCUCCCCUGCUCCCCUGGCGCGUGCGCUCACACACCACGCGAGGAAACGAUUUACACGCAAACGCACACAACACGACAUAUUGAUGCUCGUGACGACACUCGCACGCUCAUGGGCUGAGUCAUCGCGGCGCGACGUGGCUCUUACUUCUCUCCGGGUCAGCGGGCCCUGACAUCUCCUGGUACGACAUGACGGCUACCCUCUCAUGCACGUUAAGCACGACCAUUACGUUCAUUUUCUUAUUUUGGAUCUGUACUCUCCCCUUCGUUUUCCCCCGAGCACGGACUCAUCUACCUUCACCUCCCUUUGCCGGGUGCACGUUGGUUUGGACGACGGACCUUUUUCUUACAGACUUUGACAGACUUUCUCCCUUCUCCCUAGUCGUUCUGCCUCCUUCCGCAGAGUUUUCCCUUCGCUUUCGCUUUCGGACUGCAUGGUUACGGACCCUGGGACACUUGACACGAUCGGACUCACGUCUUCUAUUCUCGGACACUGUUGCAUUAAUCAGCACGUUACUCUCCUGCAUUUUGCUUUCCUUACACGUACGCCCACGCACACUUUACUCAAUCUCGGACAAUUCGCAUUGUAGUCUAGAAACUUACUCAUAGACACUCACCGUACUUAUAGCUAUAUUCUCCACUAUUCUCAUACAGUACCACUGUGACUUUUUUUCUUGCGGGCAACCCUUUUGCUUUUCGGUUGGCACACCUGUUGCGCGGGGCCGUUGGCUGCUUCUUUGUCGUUC